UUCACAGAGUGGGAAGCUUGUUGAAACCCUAGAGAUUGAGAACGAGAAAGAGACAGCCAUGGAAGACGAAAUCAAAGCAGAAUUCAGCAAAGUGGGGUUCGCUCUCGACGAUGAAGAAGAAAUUCUCAAGAAAUGUCUUACUUUCUGUAUAAAUUACAACUUGAAGCCCUGCGAUAUCGUUUCGAGCUGGGAGGUUUACUAUCUCAACAGGCAAUUGAAUGGGUCGACCGUUCAAAAUGCUGAAAUGGAUGGGUUUUUACUGCAUCUGCAAGAUGAGCAGAAAGAAGCAAUUAUUAAGGAGGAACCCGGUUUGCAUAUCUACUCGAGUAAAGAUGUAGACAUGAUUUUGAACGACGAAGAUGGAGAUGAAAAAGAAGAGGUCCCUGGCACUCCAACACGCAAUUCUCAAGACUCCUACUCAGAGCAAUUUGAUUCUACACCUCAGACAAAUGGGAAAAUUUUUUCUUCGGGGAAACCAUCAAAACUCAUCACACCCUUCGGACAAAGAACCCAAAAGUUUGUGGUGAAGUUUAGCAUCAAUAGUAUGCCCAAUAUGGAGAACGGAGAAACAGAACUUGAUCCCGAGAAUAAUGAGGAUGAUGUUAUCAGGAAGAUCCAACCUGGUAGAAGGUGCUCUCUGAUAGUCCAUGGUUCAAAACCAGGAACAGGCUGUAGGUUCAUGUAUGAUAGGAUUGAGGACAGGUUUAAUGCGCUUGAAAGCCGAAUCCGAAAGUACGCUGUUGCAUUUACUUCAUCUAAGCUGUAUGAAGAACCAGUGGAUCCUACAGUUUCUUCCCAGAAAAGCAUAUUUACUGUUGGCAUGAUAUGUUGCGAUGGAGAAGGCCAUUUGAAUGAGAAAUCCACCUUGCUGCAAAGCAGUGUUGAGCAUUCUGGAGGGCAACGUGUUCGUCUAGAAUUACAAAACCUGAACCAAUUUUCAAUCUUUCCAGGCCAGGUAGUAGGUAUUGAAGGGCAUAAUCCUAGUGGACACUGCUUGAUCGCUUCAAAAUUUGUAGACUCUAUCCCUUUGUCUGAUAUGGCUGAUGUGGAUUUGCAUCCAACAAAGAAGCAAGCUUUGGAAAAGGAGAUUCAGUCCAACGGUCUGUCUGGUCUGCAAGCUGAACUGUCAGUGAUAAUAGCGUCAGGCCCUUUCACCACAACAGACAAUUUGUCGUUCGAGCCUCUGGUUGAGUUGCUAGCAUAUGCAAAUAGAAAGCUGCCUCAAUUGCUUAUUUUGCUGGGACCAUUUGUUGAUUCUGAACAUCCAGAGAUCGAGAAAGGAAGUACCAACAGGAGCUUUGAUGAAAUUUUCCAUUUUGAAAUUCUUAAAAGGUUGCAAGAUUAUGCAGAAUACAUGGGUUCUCAUGCACGUGUGAUUCUCGUACCAUCAAUACGUGACGCGAACCAUGACUUUGUUUUUCCUCAGCCCGCUUUUGAUAUUCAGCCACCUGAUCUCAAACAUCAGAUAACCAGUAUCACAAAUCCAGGGAUUUUGGAGGCAAACCAGGUGAAAAUAGCUUGCUGCUCCGUAGAUGUUCUUAAACAUCUUAGCGGAGAGGAAAUUUCACGAAACCCAAAAGGUGGAGCACCCAGUGAUCGCAUGGGUAGACUUGUGAACCAUAUACUUGGCCAGCGCAGCUUUUAUCCUCUAUAUCCACCAGCAGAAGGUGUUCCAUUCGAUUCUUCACUAGCUCCUGAAGCUCUUGAAAUCUCUAUGAUUCCAGAUAUUCUCAUUGUACCCUCCGACAUGAAGUACUUUGUUAAGGUACUGCCCCUUGGUGGAAGAGGUGAAGGAGAAGAGCAAAUGAAGUGCAUUUGCGUCAAUCCAGGAAGACUGUCCAAGGGUGAAGGAGGAGGUACUUUUGUAGAGCUUAAUUACUAUGGCAAUCCCGACACAAUUAAUACUUCCAUCCUAGGCAUUUAGUUCAUGUGGGCAUCGCAUUGGCCGCAAUUCAAUCCUCAAAAUGUUGAUAAGCCUGGAGAUGAACCAAAAGCGCAUGAUUGCCAUUUGCAAGGAUAUUAAACGGUUUUGAUAACCAUUGAAGUUCAAAAGGCUCCGCAGAGACUCAUUGUGGUACCCUAUUCCAUUUCAAGCUCCACCGGCUGCCGGGGACAUAGCAUAAGUGGCUAAUAUAUGUUUGUCUGCGUUGAGAGAGACUAACCUUCUGUUGUUGUAUAGUUUUAAUUAAACAUUGUACUCACUCCUAGGACUUGUAGAAAUUGAUUGUUUAUCUCAUAUUUUGCUUGUUGUUUUGACUCUCUUUAUAGCUUUGCUCAGAUGAUAGAACCGAUUCAAGACCCUCGCAAGAAAAGCA
Messenger RNA from Morus notabilis, 2315 nucleotides. Its product is annotated as DNA polymerase alpha subunit B. Gene Ontology annotation, molecular function: DNA binding. The record is from RefSeq and is a predicted model, not a curated record. Gene Ontology annotation, biological process: DNA replication initiation; DNA replication. The coding region runs from base 59 to 1924 and encodes 621 amino acids. Gene Ontology annotation, cellular component: alpha DNA polymerase:primase complex. Lineage: Eukaryota; Viridiplantae; Streptophyta; Magnoliopsida; Rosales; Moraceae. The transcript has 16 exons.